AUGGACAGGGCCACAACUGUAGCCGUGAUAGGUCUAGGACCGGCCGGCCUCGUAGCACUGAAGAACCUCAGAGAGGAAGGUUUUCACGCCACAGGCUUCGACCGCAAUGAAUACGUUGGCGGUCUUUGGCAGUACUCAGCGAAAGAGCAGACCUCGGUCAUGGAGACAACUAGGGUUAAUAUAUCCAAGGAGAGAGGCUGCUUCACCGAUUUUCCCUUCCCGGAAGAUGUCCCAUCACACCCUGCAGCUGCACAAGUACAACAAUACCUAAUAGACUAUACAAGACACUUCAAGCUAGGACCGUAUAUGCGACUCAGCACUUCCAUCGAGCAGAUCACAUUCAACGAGGGGCGGCAGCAAUGGGUCUUGAAUAUUCAAGGUGGGGAUGAAGAGUACUACGACAAGGUCGUCGUAGCGAUUGGCGGCAUGAUCGGAAAGGCCAAUCUUCCAGUUGUGGAAGGCAUUGAGAGGUUUGCUGGGUCUAGUGUACACUCCCAAGGGUUCAAGCGGCCGAAAGAUUAUGAGAACAAAAGAGUCAUGGUCGUCGGCUUCAGCAAUAGUGCGGCGGACACAGCUACGCAACUCGUAGGUAUGGCAAACAAGGUAUAUAUGGCGCAUCGGCAUGGAGCUCGCAUUCUCCCACGGCGCAUCAAAGGCGUCCCGAUUGACCAUACGCAUAGCCUACGUCUCUUCACAGUCCAAAGCCUGAUCCUGAAAUACUUUCCGCAUCUCGGCGAACGUCUAUUCGACAAAUUUAUUAAGAAAAUGCAAGACAAGAGUUUCAAGAUCCGUCCUGAGUGGCGCUUCGAACAUGCAGGCAAAGUACCCGUAGUGUCUGAUACCCUAAUCCCUUGUCUCGAAGACGGUAGCAUCUCCUCGGUCGCAGGAAUAAGACGCGUUCUAGGCGCCACUGAAGUGGAACUGCAAGACGGAACUAGGCUUGAAGUCGACGCUAUAAUCUGGUGUACAGGAUACGCAUCAGAUUUCAGUAUGAUUGAGCCUCGCUUCGAUCCCACAUGUCGUCCCCAGCAAUGGCUUGAUGCUCCCGGAUCGAAUGGAAAGUCGCUUUUCCGUCUAUAUCAUAACGUCUUUUCACUGGAAAAGCCGGAUAGUUUGGCGUUCUUGGGCAAUGUUUCUAUAACACUUGGUGGAUUCCCCAUUUUUGAUAUGGCAUCUAUGGCUGUAGCCCAAGUCUGGGCGGGCAAAUCCAGUCUACCAUCGCUUUCUGCCAUGAAUUUCGCCGUUGGCAAGCAUCAUAUGUGGUUGGCCGACUCGGCGAAGCGCAUUCCCAACGUGUCACCAGGGCAAUGUGAGGCAAGUGAGUGGGUAAGGGCUAUGGACCAUCUUGCCGGUACGGGUGUUAACGAGUACCUGGGAUAUGGGUGGAAAGGCUGGCUUUUCUGGUUACGCGAGAGAAGAUUUUGCAAUCUGCUGAUGGGCGGUAUAUGGAGUCCGUCCAUACAUCGUGUAUUCAACACGGGGAAGAGGAAGUGCUGGGACGGAGCGAGGGAGGCCAUCGAAAGAGUCAACGAAAGGGUUGCUAUGAUGAGAGAAGAAGCGAAGAAGAAAGCAGUUUGA
Messenger RNA from Alternaria postmessia, 1578 nucleotides. RefSeq lists its product as uncharacterized. The transcript is spliced from 4 exons. Bases 1 to 1578 code for a protein of 525 amino acids. The record is from RefSeq and is a predicted model, not a curated record. Lineage: Eukaryota; Fungi; Ascomycota; Dothideomycetes; Pleosporales; Pleosporaceae. Gene Ontology annotation, molecular function: N,N-dimethylaniline monooxygenase activity; flavin adenine dinucleotide binding; NADP binding.